AUGGAUCUCUCAAAUCAUACAACAGUGAGUGAAUUUCUUAUCACAGGAUUUCCCAACCUGGAAAAGAGCAGAUUUCCAAUAUUUACGCUAGUACUAAUUAUGUACACACUAACAGUGAUAGGAAACAUGGUUAUAGUAUUCAUCGCCAGGUAUGAAAAUUCUCUUAACACUCCCAUGUACUUCUUCCUGGGCAAUUUUUCCUUGCUGGAGAUCUGUUUUACCUCCGUCACAGCCCCAACAAUAUUGGUUGAUCUCAUUAGAAAAAAGAAUGUUGUAUCCUUCAAGAACUGCCUUACCCAAAUAUAUUUUUUCCAUGCUCUUGGUGGCAUUGAGUGCCUCCUUUUGGCUGCCAUGGCAUAUGAUAGAUAUGUGGCUGUACGUUCUCCUUUAAGAUACAACACCAUUAUGAAUAGUGUUGUCUAUCAUCAGCUUGCUACUUGGUCUUGGGUCACUGGCUUGGUUCUGCCAUUGAUCCCAACAAUUCUCAUAUCUCAGCUCAACUAUUGUGGGAGCAAUGUAGUGGACCAUUUCUUCUGUGACAUUUUGCCACUGCUGAGGCUGGUUUGCAACAGGACCCAGCUCAACGAGAUGCUGAGUUUCUUCAUCUGCUCCUUUCUCCUUGUUGGGUCAUUCACAAUAACUGUGGCUUCUUAUGCUGCCAUCUUGAUCACUGUUCUGGGAAUUCGUUCUUCCGAUGGGCGGAAAAAGGCCUUCUCCACCUUUGCUUCCCAUUUGACAGUGGUUGGUAUCUAUUAUGGAACAAUGAUGUUCAUUUAUGUCAGGCCCACCCGAAACCUCUCCUUCAAUAUGGACCAGUUGGUGGCUGUCUUCUACUGCCUGGUCACUCCACUCUUGAAUCCCAUCAUAUAUAGCCUCAGGAACAAGGAGGUGAAAGAGGCCCUUAAAAAAGUUCUCUGUAAGAAACAGGAAGGACUGAAUUGA
Podarcis muralis (Common wall lizard) is the source of this 942-nucleotide messenger RNA. Its product is annotated as olfactory receptor 5V1-like. Gene Ontology annotation, biological process: G protein-coupled receptor signaling pathway. Gene Ontology annotation, cellular component: membrane. Lineage: Eukaryota; Metazoa; Chordata; Lepidosauria; Squamata; Lacertidae. Gene Ontology annotation, molecular function: G protein-coupled receptor activity; olfactory receptor activity. The record is from RefSeq and is a predicted model, not a curated record.